Messenger RNA from Aspergillus nomiae NRRL 13137, 1155 nucleotides. RefSeq lists its product as uncharacterized. Lineage: Eukaryota; Fungi; Ascomycota; Eurotiomycetes; Eurotiales; Aspergillaceae. The record is from RefSeq and is a predicted model, not a curated record. Bases 1 to 1155 code for a protein of 384 amino acids. The transcript has 3 exons.
AUGGAGACCCCAACAUUAGAGAGUGAGAAGUUACUCGUUAAGGAUCAUCGGUCUGAUAGUGAACCAGCGUCACCCAUCUGUUUGCCGUCGAUGCUGGAACAUGAUUCGUUUAUCAAGGGCGACAACACCUCCCUUCUCUCAACCAUCGGUCAUUGCCUGCUAAACAUCUUCGUUUGGACACCAGCGAGGUUCCUUAUCUAUUACUUUCCUCUGCUCGAACAUGUCUUGCCAGCUCCUCCUGCUGUCUCUCAGGAGUACCAACUGCAGAUGAAGUUCCUGUCGUCCCUUCUACUGCUUCUGGCCGGUGCAGACGCAAUCAAUGCUCAUCCCACAGCCAUGGAGCAGUUCACGCGUGAGCUGGAAGUGGCUAGUCCCAACCCAUCCGGGCUUGCUCUGCGAACCUCCAACAAAGAGCACUCAACUGCAGCCGUGCUUGCCUUUGUUACCUUCGGCCCCGAAGUCGCCAAAUACAUUUGCCGCGCCGUAACACAUGGCAAUCCCACGUGCGAUGACUGGGCUCAGGGAAUCAGAUACGCCCUUGCGCUCCUCUUCGUAAUCUCUGGCAAAGAUGGCGCAGAGCCAGCAGUUCCUCCCGGUGAGCCAGUUCGCAGGAUAAAUGCAAGAAGCUUCAUGAAUAUCGUCACAAAUGCUCUAAAGGAAAGCAGCUUACAAUUCGCCAGCAUCGAGGCGGAUGACAAUCUGCCCCGCGUCGAGAAGCGGUCCUCGGAUGAGCCAUAUCUAGUUGAGAGAUUCCGUAUCCGCGGCUUGUAUCAUGCCGAUCUAGGAAACGAUGCGACCGAUAUAUGGGUCAACUAUUGGAGUAAUGGCGAUAAUACCCUGCAGAUUGCCCUAGAGGAUGGUCGGCAGGAUGGCAACUCUACUUUAACUAGGCGUUGGGAUAAGCCUGGCUUCAAAAUUGCUUACACUACGAGAAAGACUGCUCCACUGAAUGAGCAGGAGGCCCUGACGAUGGCUAGACAUAUUAGUCUGAAAUGGCAGGGCAUGACCCUUGGCAAUGAUAUCGCGGACUUCAUAGGGUUUGUCGAGACAGGGCACACGGCAAACUUCUACUUCCGCAUCAUUCCUGAGAACAAGGGAUACGGGUUGAACUAUGAGAGUGUGGAUAUUUGUGGCGGUAUGGCGGGGAUGUUAUAA